AUGAACAAGUGGCGCUAUUUAAUCCGGUUAGAAAACCUCACGAUGGACCGCGUUCAACUACGUGAACGCUUUUUGAAAAUUUUCUCAGUGUCCGGAAACCUUGAAUCAAUCGGUGGAAAAGGAGUUGUAGGGAUGCAACCUGUCCUUUCUCCAGAAUGUCCUGUUUUUCAGUAUCACAGUCAUAUCCACUUCUCUAUGGAAUGGGCACACAUGUGGGGAACGUUUCGGUUUGAAAGACACAAUGGUACUAGUUUAGAUGUUAAAAUACCAUCUUUCCCGCUGUAUGAUCCCACGUGUUCUUCAAACUCGAGUAAUGAAAACCUUGGUUAA
Schistosoma rodhaini is the source of this 330-nucleotide messenger RNA. Lineage: Eukaryota; Metazoa; Platyhelminthes; Trematoda; Strigeidida; Schistosomatidae. The record is from the annotation of a GenBank genome assembly.